Molecule: messenger RNA, 1655 nt
Organism: Penicillium cinerascens
Lineage: Eukaryota; Fungi; Ascomycota; Eurotiomycetes; Eurotiales; Aspergillaceae
Product: putative spindle poison sensitivity protein Scp3
Exons: 3
Coding region: 48-1655 (535 amino acids)
Biological process (GO): protein polyubiquitination
Molecular function (GO): metal ion binding; ubiquitin protein ligase activity
Source: RefSeq, a predicted model, not a curated record
CCUCUCUCCGAUAAACCCCUCCGGUGACUCCACCAUCUCUCUCGGCGAUGCUGUCGGCCUCUCGCCCUUCUUCUCGUCCCAAUCGAUCCGAAAUGAGAGGUCGUGCGCCUCCUUCGGUGGCUUCUGAGCUUCAGAAUGGCCACUCCCGCAACCCCUCCAGCCUCGACAUGGCUCGCAGCCCGCCGAACCCUAGCAACAAGAACACCAAACAUGUUCCCUGCAAAUUCUUCCGCCAGGGUGCCUGCCAGGCCGGCCCCGCUUGUCCAUUCCUGCACUCGACUGAUUCAGCAGUCGAUUAUACACCCUGCAAAUACUUUUCGAAGGGAAACUGCAAGUUCGGCGCAAAAUGCGCACUAGCCCACAUUCUACCGGACGGGCGCCGAGUGAACCGUCCCACUGGUGGUGGUGGUGGUGGUAUGGGAAUGGGCGGUAGCCAUCUGAACUUGGGUGGCCGAGUUAAUCCGCAGGCCUACGUCAACCAAGAUUCCGCCUUGACAAACUCGGUUCUCUCGCAGCAGCGCAUGAACGGCCAUGAACCCCGAUACACCUCGCAAGUCCCUUCGCAGGACGAUUCGGUCUUCCAUGGUCAGCAGCAGCCCCCCUACGACCCCAUUCCGACAAUUGAUGCGGGCCUGGCCUCCGAUGCCGGUUCGAAGUAUGGAUCUCCCGUGGAGGAUGUGCGGUUCCCGAUGUCGCCCAACCACCACCAUCUGACGGCCCUUGAUGCGCCGCUUCCGGCAUCCUUUGACAGCCAGGGUAUCUCUCACGCUGCCCGUUAUGGUCCAGUAGCUGCCUCGGUGCCCUCGAAAUUUGGGAUGGAACUAUCAUCGCCGGCUCAGAGACCGGGCCCAGCGGAGUCCGCAUUCCGAAACCUGCGCGAUAUUGGCUAUGCCUCCGACCUGCGCAAACAGUCCAUUGUCGGAUCAUCACCUCCGGCACCCGAAGACUCGAUCGGACCCCGGUUCCUCCACUCCUCCCGUCCCGUCAAGCCUCGUAUGCUGUCUGCUAGCGUUCCUCGCCCUACCGCACUCGAUGACUGGGACGAGAAUUUCCCCAUGGAAGAAGACUACCUGCCUAUGAAUCUGCAUGACGAUGUUCUCACACCCCAGGAGAAGCUUCGCCGGCUGUCUCGAACGGACCAUGAUAUCGGCUCCAACCACCGCGAUAUCAGCGGUCUUGGUAUGAGCAGCAGCUUUUCGAAGACCGGUUCCCCUUUGGCAUCUAGUCCCUCCCGAUUUGGAGCAUUGUUUGCCAAGCAACGUCAGAAGAAGGAUGAUGAUGGCGUUGGAUCCUCAUUCCCUCAUAUUGGUUCCCCUCUCCGUGAAUCUUCCUUGAAUCCUAUUGGCAGUCCUAGCUUGGGUCCUAUCGGCAGCCGACAUGAUGGCUCGCCGUUCGUUUCUAGCCCUGGAAGACAGUCUUCCAUGUCGAUGAUCUCUGAGCAGCUUAGUGGCAUGUCUCUUCACCCCGGAUUGGCCCGUCACUCAUCCGCAGGCCCCGGCAGCCGCCUCGAGCGAACCGCCUCAUCAGUUACCACGAGCAAGAUUGAGGAGGAGGAACAGAGCGACCUUGUCUUCUCUAUGGAGGAGGAAGAAGGCAACAAGCGCAACAGUUCUUCUUGGAACUCCGAGACCAAGGAGAGCGCCAACGAUUCCUAA